Molecule: messenger RNA, 1673 nt
Organism: Xiphophorus couchianus (Monterrey platyfish)
Lineage: Eukaryota; Metazoa; Chordata; Actinopteri; Cyprinodontiformes; Poeciliidae
Gene: eef1akmt1
Product: EEF1A lysine methyltransferase 1
Exons: 5
Coding region: 165-818 (217 amino acids)
Biological process (GO): methylation
Molecular function (GO): protein-lysine N-methyltransferase activity; nucleic acid binding
Source: RefSeq, a predicted model, not a curated record
CUCUGCGGUAGCCGUAGUUUCUCAGCUGCGUCAUCUCCCAGCGACAGCUCACAUGUUGACAGCAGCAGUAACAGAGAAGAGUUCCUAAUCAGGUUUCCAGUUCCUGCUCAGAUUUCUCUUCCAAAGGUUUUCCCUCCACCUGACCUUCCUCUGCUCACUCAGCCAUGAGCGACAGUGACGACGACGUUCCCACCCUGUCCGCUCACACUCUGGCUGCCCUGCAGGAGUUCUACAACGAGACCAGAACCGGCCCUGAUCCGGACGGGACGCCGUCUGACCCGUUCGCCGUGGGAGCCGUGGAGGAGGACUGGCGGAUGAGUCAGUUCUGGUACAGUGACGAGACGGCAGCGGUGCUGGCGGAGGAAGCGGUACGGCAAGCCGGAGAGGGAGGCAGGAUAGCGUGUGUGAGCGCGCCCAGCGUCUACCAGAAGCUGAAGCAGGGCGUGGUGGACGGCUCCGGCAGGGUGUCGGCCGUCGUGCUGGAGUACGACCGCCGCUUCGCCGCCUACGCCGACGACUUCAUCUUCUACGACUACAACGAGCCGCUGUCCCUCCCCUCCGGCGUGGCGCCGCGGAGCUUCGACAUCGUCCUCGCCGACCCGCCUUACUUAUCCGAGGAGUGUCUGAGCAAAGUGGCCCAAACCGUCCAGUACCUGAGCAAAGGCAAAGUGCUGCUGUGCACAGGAGCCACCAUGGAGAAUGUUGCCAAAGAACUGCUGGGGGUAAAAAUGUGCAGCUUUUUGCCCAAACACAACAGGAACUUGUCCAACGAGUUCCGAUGUUUCGUCAACUAUCCUUCGGACCUGUUGUGCAGCUGAUUAAGCGGGAACCUUGGACACCCGCUGUUUCCAGGAGGAAGAGCUUAAAUACGGCAUUCAGGACAGCAGGGAGGAAGAAAAAGUGGACACUUUAAUUUGCUGCAAAAUCAGUUAACAGAAUCAUAAUCUGCUACUGUCAUUAGACUAGACAUUACUGAGUUGUUGUUUUUUUAAAAUAUUCGUAUUGUUUUAGCAAAACCCGUGAAGUGUUUUCAACUUUUAUUAUGCAUUUUUCAUUCAUUACAUCAAAGCGAGUGAGCCUUUUCCUGCUCUCGUGUCUCUGUGGAUCUACCUCAAAAAGGGAAAUCAGAAAUUUGCACAUUCAACACAUUUCUUUUCUCCAUUAAACCGGUUGCUGAAAAGUUGCAACUCAUGCCUGAAUCACGUGACCGAGCCCGAGCUCUAGUAGCUUUUCAUUUGAGUUGUCUCACAAAUAUCAGAAAUAAAUAUUUCCAGUAGUCAACACUUUAUAUCUGAUAGUACAAAAACAAUAGUUCAGUUGAAAUAAUUUUUUUUUUCCCCAUUAUGCACUAAUUCAGCAUUGAUACCAAUAGGUUUUGUGUGAGUAAAUACGAAUUUAAAACAUAACUGGAUGUUUCUGUGUGUUUUGAGUUGAGGAAUGAACUGCUCUAAACAAAUGUGGGGUGAAGGAAGAAAGUGAUUCUGUUCAAAAUGCUCACAAACGAUUUUAGUAUGAUUGUUUUUUGUAAAAUUAUAUUUUAAUAAUUCCUUUUUUUAUUAUUUAGGAAAAAGCAAGACGGCUAAGCUAAUUUAGUAAUAGUAAUUUAAGUUACACAAUAUUAUGCACAAGCCUAUUUUUAGCAUAUACAAUUGUUUUAAAGUUUAAAUUGUUUA